Molecule: messenger RNA, 234 nt
Organism: Aspergillus lentulus
Lineage: Eukaryota; Fungi; Ascomycota; Eurotiomycetes; Eurotiales; Aspergillaceae
Source: RefSeq, a predicted model, not a curated record
AUGCCUUUAGGAUUUCCUAACUUUCGCAGCAUCUCAGACGAUGACCAGGUGAAAAUGGUAUAUAAACAAAGGAAGGAAAAGGAGCGGGAGAGGGCCUCUCUUUUGCAGAACGAGACUGCCUCGAUAACCAGUGACCAGACGCUCUGCCAACCCGAUGAGCAAAAGCGAUCAACAUCAGUCUUCUCCUCAGUCAAGACAGCUAUGAUGCAUAUCGCGCCAAAACAGGAGCCUUGA